Galleria mellonella (greater wax moth) is the source of this 5544-nucleotide messenger RNA. RefSeq lists its product as uncharacterized. NCBI's taxonomy places the organism in Eukaryota, Metazoa, Arthropoda, Insecta, Lepidoptera, Pyralidae. The record is from RefSeq and is a predicted model, not a curated record. The transcript is spliced from 2 exons. The coding region runs from base 692 to 1387 and encodes 231 amino acids.
AUAAUUAUUAUUUGAAUAAUGUAAUUUUUCUCAUAUUAAUCGUUUUAUUAUUUUACUAUUUAAUCUUUUACCAGUAUUUUUUAUUAAGCGCUCUUUUUUCGAUUUUACAGAAGAUUUAUUAUCUUAACAUUAAUAUAAUACAACUCAUUAACGUUAAUAAUUCUUAUCUUUUCAUCAAUCAAUCAAUGAUAAUAAUAUGAUUUUAUUACCAUUUCCGCCCAAAACGCGGAAUUUAGAAACAGCGAUGAAAUGUCAAAAAGCUAUCUUAUAACCUUACCAAUUUCAAACUACCAUCAUAUAUGACAUUACUGUAAUCUUAUUAUAUUCUAUGAUACUAUAUUAAUAUAUUUUUUUAUUGAAGAAUUUAUUUUAAAUUUAAUCAGUAAUGAUUUAUGUAGCAGUAGUGCUUGUUUAUUUAUUAUUACGCAUUAUAUAUGAAAAAAUGAAAUACUGUCUCUUGAGUUAGACAUGUCACGUUGUCUUUUUAAUUUGGCCGGUUUAUAAAGCGCUUUUGUGUCUCAAAUUCAGCGGCGCCAUUUUGUCGAUGCUUUGCUGAAUGAUGCAAGACAACAUUGUUUUUACUUAUUUUUAAUUAACUGCAAUUUGUUUACCGCCAUAUAACAAGAGGAUACAACCAAAGUUAUAAAAGAUUGGAAUUGAAGGAUUAAAGGAAAAAAAAAAAUACAGCAAUAUGAGUGCACAUGAGAUUGAAUAUAUCGAGGCUGAAGAAGAAUAUUUGCAGUUGAAUCAAUCAGAUAUUAUGGAAACCGAGAUACAAGAUGAAGCUGAAGACCACUGGGAACAUAACAGUAUCAAGCUUAUGCUAAAUUUGUAUUUACAGAAUAUUGAUAAAUUUAGAAAUCCAAAAAUGAGGAAAAAGAAUGUAUGGACGGAAAUAUCAAACGAAGUUGGUAAAGGGCCCGAGAGUUGUGAUAAGAAAUUCAGAAAUUUGAAACAAACAUACAUAAGAUUGCUUAAGAAGAAGAGUAAGAAUAAGUUAGCCAAAGUUAGGUGGCCAUAUUUUGCGACAUUUGAGGAGAUAUACAGUGUCAAUGGUGAAUAUCAGCCGGAGAUACAGCAGAAAAUACAAGAGAACAGCACAGAGAAUGUAGCUAAAGUAUUACUGUCUAUAAAAACACCUAAAUUUGAUGGGGAAAUCAAUGAGAAUGGUGAGGGUUCAAAUAGUCAAAAUGAAGAGGUUAGAAGAAAAAUGAAUAAAAGAAGGUAUACAGAAUUUAAGAAGGCUACAUUAGAAAUGAGAGACAGACAGAGAGUUGUAGAAAGUAAAUUAGAUAAACUAAUCAGUAUAGUUGAAGACUCAAAUAACAUUCAGAGAGAACGGAAUAGAUUAUUUGAAGAAUUUUUAGAAAAAUUAAAUAAUACUUAACAAAUUGUUCCAAAUUGAAAUAUUAUUGUAAUAUAAUUAAAUAUAAAUAUUAUUUUUAUAUGAUUGAUUGGAAGCUUUAAAUGAGGAGACUUUGUUUUCUGCAUUACGAAUACACAACAUGCAAAAAAAUUAUGAGUGUAAUAUUUUAUUUUCAUUUAACCUUUCAAUGCAAUUUGGUUUAGAUUUGCAUGGGUGUACUAUUUCUGAAAUAUUUAAUUUUAUACAAAUCUUGUUCUGGUAAUUAUAAACAACAAUAAAGAGAGGGGGAAUGGGAUUGUAACGGAAAUUUAACAGCCUCAUUAACAUAUAAUCUAUCAGGUGGCCUUCAUGCAAUUCUCCCUUAAAACUAUGAAAAUGAAAUAAAAAACGAGAACUAACUAUGAUUGGUUCUUGUGAAAUAUAAUACGAUGAGUUAACUGACCUGCUUUCAUCCUCGCCUAUUAUUCCUCACUGGUGUCCCAUCAUACGCUGAUGGGAUACGCCGAUAGUGUUUUUUUAUCCAUAAAAAAAAGCAAAUAGCUAGUGCAUUCAUUCUGAAGUGAUGUGCUUACCUAUAGCAAUCGAUUUUUAUUGGGAGGAAGGUUUGUCAGUAAUGGGGUAGUUGGUUUCCAUUACUAGCAUCAUAUCUUAUCAGGUCGAUCUCCGCGUGGUCCUCCCAGGAAAUCAGUGUGACCAAUUCGUGAAUUCAUCACAUUAGGCGAACUGACCUGUUUUUAUCCUCACACACUACGCCUAUCAUCUCCCACAGAUGUGUUGCCAGCGUAUACCGACAGAGCAGGCGGGGUACUAUUCCAUUAUGAUUUAUAUAAAAAAAAAAAUUAUACAUAUAUAGAUUAAUUAGGCUUAAGGAAAUAUAUUUUUUUGGUGGUUUUGUUGAAAGUUGUGUGACCUGAAUGUUUGGUUGAUCACUUUCAAACGUUUUAUUAAAUUUUGAUAAGUACUAGACAUUUUUUUUAUACUACUAUAGUGGCAAAUAAGCAUACGGCCCGUCUGAUGGCAAACGAGGUUACCGUAGCCUAUGGGACUCCUGUAAUACCAGGGUUGUCACGCGCGCAUUGCUGAGCGAACAUACUAUUUUACAUAGCGUGUAUAAAGACAUAUAGAGCGCUUAUAUUUAAAAAAAAUCUCGCGGAAAGGUAACACAAAACCCCAUGGGGUGAGUUGUAUUUACAGUUUUAUAAAUGCUAUAGCUGGAUAUCGGAUUGUCUUACAUUCUGCAUAUAUUGCACGUAAAAAGUAUUGCAAUCUUUAUUUAUACGACCCAUGCAAUAAUUAAGAUCGGGUUCCACAAGAAGAAACCGACGUCAAUUGUGGCAAAACCAGUUAGUUAUUUUGAUUUAAAUACAAAAAUACUGUAUCAAUUUUGAUAAAAUGUGUACGGGGUCAAUCUGUAAAUACAUCCUUUUAGAUAAAAAAGAAUUUUCCAAAUCGGUUUACAAGUGACGGAGUUAUUAGGUAAUAAACAUAAAAAAAUACAAUCGAACUGGUGACCUUCUUCGUUUUAAAGUUUGUUUAAAAUAGCGAUAUAGAUGUGACUCCUUCAUUACAGUUUAAUUGAGUUGAUUGUAUGAAAUGGUUUUAAAAGCCGUAGUAAAACAGUAAAAAAGUGCUUCUUUCCGCCUUAACAUCCUAUCAAGAUCGACAUAGUUUACUAACCGAUUAAGAAAUGGUACGAUAAAAGAUUCGACUUAAAACCCAACUUUGCCUUUUUGGCACGAUACGCAUCGAAUUUACAUUCGACACAUCUUUUUUUCAACCGACUUCAAAAAGAAGGGGUUUCGAUUCGGUUGUACUUUUUUUUGUUUGUUACGUUAGAAUCUCUAAAGCUAACGAAGUUAAGCUUUAGAGAUUUUUUAAGAGGGACACUGCUGCCCAUUCUUCGCCCUCCCAUAGUCGCCUCUUACACCCACGAGAAAGGAAGAGGUGGCCUAUUCAAUGCUAGAACCACAAGGCUAUAUAUAUAUAUAUAUAUAUAUAUAUAUAUAUAUAUAUAAAUAAUGAGCACAAUGAUGACAAUCUUGUACAUGCAUACAUAUCUGUUACUCCUGUCUCCCAUAAGGAUAGGCAGAAACAAUGAAAUGCUAAAUGCUUCGAUUCAAACAAACCUCUUUCGCUUCUUCCACAUUCAUCAAUUUUUUCAUACACGCUCGUCGGUUACGGGUACUUUUAAUUUGUCCCUUCUUCAGCACAUCGCCUAUUUGGUCGACAUACGUCCGUCUAGGGCGGCCCCUACCGACAUCUCCAUCCAUUCUUGCUCGAUAAAUCUCUUUCGCAAUUCUUCUUUCGUCCAUCCUCUCCAAAUGGCCAAACCAACGCAACAUUCCUUUUUCGAUUUUUGUCACUACAUCGUCUUUCAGUGCACACUUCUCUCUAAUCACACUGUUUCUUACUCCAUCUUUUAAUGUAAUACCACACAUAAUUCUCAAAGCUCUCAUCUCUACAGCAUUUAUUUACUUUCAUGCUUCUUCUACUAUUAUUAUUUAUUACAAUCUUUUAAUAGAUAAUAAUAGCAGUAAUCAAUCGACUUUGGAAAGAUAAUAUGAAUUCAAUCUUCUCUUGAAGGAAGCGAUAGAUGUACAAUUUCAUAUUUAAAAUACUUUAAUCAUUUGCACGCUGUUUUAUUUUCUAACCCGUUUUCUUAGAACUGCUGUACGCGGCACAUCCAUACAGUCGAGAUGAAUGAUAAUUGCGCCCCGCUGGCUUUCUCGAAUCGCCAAUUUAUGUUGCCAUCGCCGAGGAAAUGAGUUUUACUUAUUUUGUAUAGAUUGACUGUAAUCUUUGGAAUUUAACGGACAAAUCUUAUUAAUGUCAAAACAAUAGUAUUACCAAUAAAUAAUGACAGUUGGUCGUCUGUUCUCGGCAUAGAAUAGGCCACCCCUUCCUUUCCCAUGGGUGUUGUAAGGGGCGACUAAGGGAAUUUAAUGGUCAAACAGCGUCCCUCUUAAAACUUUGCCAAAUCCUGACUAUUGUUGGCAAUCCAUCUGCCAAUCGUGGCAAUUACUGGCAAAACUGCCCUAGGAAGAGACCUAUGUUCAGCAAUGGGCAGUUAACGGCUGUAUCAUUAAUAACAGUUUUGGUUGUCUAUCUUCAUGACAAGUACUUUACGAGGUAGGUACAGAGAACCGAGUGUCAAAGGCCUAUUCUGUCCUUACAUAUGCCUUUUGCUUAUUUUUUAACCCUUUUUUGCAUAAUGGUGGAAAUUUCCAUCAUAACAUUGAACGCUCAAAAAUUAUAUAAAAGAACGUGUUCACUUUAAGUUGAUCGUGUCUGGAUACCUUUUUAAUGUCCAUCGAAGAAAAAAAAACCAUAGCUGUCAAAUUUAUUUUUUAACUAUUUUUCCUUUAAUUUUGAACAUGAAUUAUAUCACCUUGAUUUAUUACAUCAGUAAAAAAAUCAUGCAAAGAAGGGUUAAUUCGUCUCAUGCAUUGUAUGGUUUGCUAACCGUACAACGGAUUUGAUAAUGAUAAAAUUAUAAAAUGAUAGUUUAACGAUUGAUAAAACAGUUUGCUAUUUUAAUACUAAUUAUUGAUAUACGCGCUUCACAAAAUUUUUUACAAAACUUUCGAAUAUGUAUAAAGUCACAUCAAGAGAUCCCAAAAUGUUGAAACUGCCCAUCUGCAGAACCACACUGUAUCAACAAAACUAUGAUAUAAUGACUAUUAAAAUAUAUUAUAAAAUACCAAAAUUAACAAGAGAACUACCAGUAUGUUCACGCUCACUUUUUAUCUUUGUCCGAGCAGUAAGCGCUUUAUAUUAUUCCCAAAUUCGUGUACAAUAUAGUAUAUAUGUGUGUAAGUAUAUUUGUUAUUCAUAUAUAUUUAUUCGUUUAUAUAUGUAAUUUUAGUAUGUAUGUAUAUCAAUAAUUAGUAGUACCGCAUUCAAGUAUUCUGACACUUCCCUAUGGUUGACUGGGAGAGAAUGGACUCGACUCGUAGACGUGCUCGCGUAAACACGUAAACGCAGACGCUCUCUUCAAAUUUAUUUUUAUAUUCGUAUUCUUAAAUAUUUUUAAUAUAAAAUUUGUACCAAAUUAAAAAACAGAGUGAAUAGAAUUAAGAACUUAUACACAAAUGUUUGUUUAGUUUCCUAUAAUUGCCAGAUUAAUCAAAAUAAGUGCUUAUAGAACUGUUCACAAGCAUCAAGCCAUUUCAGCAACA